CCGUGAUCACCAUUGGUGUUUCGUGGGGAUGGAUGAGCUGUGGUGUACGGAGUAAGAGUCGGCGGCAGGGACGUGAAACCCAGCACUGCUGAUUGGCCAACCCCGCGCCAAGCACUGGACGGACUCCGAGGACGGCGCCAGUAAUCCGUACAUGUAAAUAUAUUCAGAUGGAAGACUCACUCUUCCAGCCACCACCACAGUCAUGUCUCUCUCGAGCCUCAGAGCCGCCGUCGGGCGCUCGAAGUGCGCCACUCGCUGGCCAUGCCUUCAGUCGCGAGCUCUCUCAAGUUCGGCAGCGCGGUUUGCGAAGAGGUCCGACGAUGAAUUGAACUUCGUCAGCCGGAGUGUCACCCAGCCAAAGUCGCAGGGCGCCUCCCAGGCCAUGCUGUACGCCACUGGAAUGACCGAGGAGGACAUGAACAAGGCUCAAGUCGGCAUUUCUUCCGUCUGGUACUCGGGAAACCCUUGCAACAUGCACCUGCUGGACCUGAACAACAAGGUUGCAGAGGGCGUGCGGCGGUCAGGCUUGGUCCCCAUGCAAUUCAACACCGUUGGUGUCAGUGAUGCUAUUUCCAUGGGAACCAAGGGCAUGCGCUACUCACUCCAAUCGCGCGAGAUCAUUGCAGACUCGAUCGAGACGGUCAUGGGUGGUCAAUGGUAUGAUGCGAACAUCUCCAUCCCCGGUUGCGACAAGAACAUGCCCGGUGUCAUCAUGGCCAUGGGCCGCGUGAACCGUCCUUCCCUCAUGGUCUACGGAGGUACCAUCCAGCCCGGUUGCGCGAAGACACUGAACAACCAGUCCAUCGACAUCGUCUCCGCCUUCCAGGCGUAUGGCCAGUACAUUACAGGGGAGAUCAAUGAAGAGGAGCGCUUCGACAUCAUCAGGCAUGCCUGCAAUGGCCAGGGAGCUUGCGGAGGCAUGUACACGGCUAACACCAUGGCCACAGCCAUUGAGACGAUGGGCAUGACUCUACCCGGAUCCUCUUCGAACCCGGCCAACUCGAAUGCGAAGGUGUUGGAGUGUCUGGCAGCUGGUGGGGCGAUUAAGAACCUCCUGAGGGAGGAUAUCCGACCCAAGGAUAUCAUCACCCGGCAGGCGCUCGAGAACGCCAUGGUCGUUGUCAGCAUUACUGGCGGAUCCACUAACGCCGUCCUUCAUCUCAUCGCCAUUGCGGACUCUGUCGGCAUCACGCUCACGAUCGAUGACUUCCAGAAAGUCAGUGAUCGUAUUCCGCUGCUCGCAGAUCUCAAGCCUUCCGGCAAGUACGUCAUGGCCGAUAUCUUCGACAUUGGUGGAACUCCCGCGCUCCUGAAGUUCCUGCUCAAGGAGGGCGUCAUUGAUGGGAGCGGCAUCACCGUUACCGGAAAGACCAUGAAGGAGAACUUGGAGAAUGUGAAGGACUUCCCGGCCGAACAGAAGAUUAUCCGUCCCAUGAGUGACCCAAUCAAGCCCACCGGUCACAUACAGAUUCUGCGCGGAAACCUGGCUCCUGGCGGCUGCGUCGCUAAGAUUACUGGAAAGGAGGGUACAGUCUUCACCGGCAAGGCUAAGGUCUAUGACGCCGAAGACGACUUCAUUGCUGCACUUGAAAGGGGCGAGAUCCAGAAGGGCGAGAAGACAGUUGUUGUCAUCCGGUAUGAGGGGCCCAAAGGCGGACCAGGCAUGCCGGAGAUGCUUAAGCCCAGCUCCGCCAUCAUGGGUGCCGGGCUCGGCAAGGACGUUGCCCUUCUCACGGACGGCCGUUUCAGUGGAGGAAGCCACGGCUUCUUGAUCGGCCACAUUGUGCCCGAGGCCCAGGAGGGUGGACCUAUCGGCCUCGUCCAGGAUGGUGACGAGAUCACCAUUGACGCCGAGAAGCAGCAGCUCAAUUUCAAUGUCAGCGAUGAGGAGUUGGCGAGGAGAAGAGAGAAGUGGACUGCACCCCCGCUGAAAUAUCGCAAGGGAACGCUGUUCAAAUAUGCUCGCUUCGUCAAGGAUGCCAGUCACGGCUGUGUGACUGAUGCCGAGUAAAUACCUUUUGGUCUGUUCCUCUUGGAUGGUUGGCGUAUUUUCAGGUAAAAGCUGGAUGGGCAUGUUUAGGAUGUGUACUGGAUUUGGCGCCACAUAGCAUGAGCGAGCUGUUUUGAUAUAUCCAUUAUAUAUACCUGAAAUAAAACAAAUAAGUAC
This is a messenger RNA of Westerdykella ornata, 2167 nucleotides long. RefSeq names its product dihydroxy-acid dehydratase. Bases 203 to 2011 code for a protein of 602 amino acids. The transcript is spliced from 2 exons. NCBI's taxonomy places the organism in Eukaryota, Fungi, Ascomycota, Dothideomycetes, Pleosporales, Sporormiaceae. Gene Ontology annotation, biological process: branched-chain amino acid biosynthetic process. Gene Ontology annotation, cellular component: mitochondrion. Gene Ontology annotation, molecular function: dihydroxy-acid dehydratase activity. The record is from RefSeq and is a predicted model, not a curated record.